GCGCCGCUCAUCUCUCACUGCAAUGCUACAAUGGGCAGCCUACCUAGGCACCUUCUGUCUGCUGCUCCUCUGGCCCUGUAAGCGGUGGCUCAGUGCCGGUCUCCGGGCCAGUGGGGAAGACUUGGAAGGCUACAAGUUAAUUUACAAACCUUCAGCCCUGGCCAAUUACCUGGUGCGGCGGUGCAGGACUUUCCAUGGGUUUGGGAAAGCGCGUUGGAUCUGGAAGACUUUCCCAACUCUACAGACUUUGGUGGGACUCCUGGGCCCGGUGGAUAAGGGGGUGCAUUUUGUCAGGGAGUACCUGCAGAUGAGCGACGAAGGGCUGGUGGCUUUGGACUGGGCUGUCAAACCUGGGCAACCCCAGAGGAGGAGGCGAGCGUCCAGUAAUUCCACUGUGCCCAUUCUGCUUGUGGUUCCCAACUCGUUCGGCAAGAUAACUAGGAACACCAGCAAGAUGUGCCACUUGGCCCUGACCCAUGGUUACCAGGCUGUCAUCUUUAACCGUCGCAGCCACAACGGUUGUCCUUUGAGUACAGUCAAGUUGCAGCAGUAUGGGGACCCUAAUGACCUGAGGGAGGUUAUUCGAUACAUCUGCCAUUGUCAACCCUCAUCUCGUCUGUUUGCAGCAGGGGAAGGUACUGGUUCUGGUCUUCUUUUGUCCUACCUUGGAGAAUGUGGCUCGUCCAGCUAUAUUGCAGCUGCUGGCUGCAUCUCCCCACUGUUUCGCAUGCAGGACUGGUAUGAAGGUGGCUGCUCUUGGCUGUGGAAGGAGAUUCUACUCUUGUACCAGAAGAUGCAUCUAAGCAGGUAUACUUCUGCCUUAGGACAGACCAUUAAUACUGACAGACUCCUGGGGAGUAGGACCUUAAAAGAGUUAGAGGAGGUUCUGUUUUGUCAAACCAAGGCUUUGAAUAGUUUGACCUGGGAUUCCUAUUGGGAGAGGAAUGAUCCAUUGCGAGACAUUGAUGAAGUUGCUGUGCCAGUACUCUGCAUAUGUAGCCAAGAUGAUCCAAUUCGUGGGAGGCCAGAGACAACUGUGCCUUUUGAGCUGUUUGAGACAAAUCCACACUUUUUUCUUCUGCUGACUCACCAUGGUGGCCACUGUGGAUUUAUUAAAGACGAUCUUUCCAGCACCAUGUGGAGUCAUAGCGUCCUCAUAGAUUUCUUUAAGUCCACUGUAGACUUCUUUGCAGUGGAAGAAAGGCUAAAAACCUUCUCCAAGAGAAAAGGAACAAUUUCGAUCUCUGGCAACAGAACUGCUCACUGUGGAGCGUCCUGUAGAAGGGAGCAAAACUGCCCUCAUAACAUUCAUGAAAUAUAUAACUGGCAGAGAUCCUACACCAGGUGACAGAAUCUUUGGAUCUAGACCAUGAAAUAUUCUGAAUAUACAGGGCUUCAUCAACCUGUGACACUGAUACACUUGUUAACUCUCAGAAUUAUCAGCCAUUAGGUGCUGUGAGGCACAGUUUGGACACCCUUGGUGUUUAGCAGUAUGAAUAUACACGUCACAACAGCUCCAAAAAAAAAAAAAAAACAGCAAUAGGUUUUUGUAUAGGAUGAGCAUCAAAUAUUACCAAUAAAUGUUACAGAAAGUGCAAUAUUAGGCUUGACAGAGAGGCAUUGUGGCUCCUAUUAGUUCUGUAAAUAGUAGCACUUGUACUUUCUCACUUAUUAUGAUGAUAAAUCUAAAAUAGCAGCAUAUUUAUACAGGUAUGGGACCUGUUAUCCAGAAUGCUUGGAACCUGGGGUUUUCCAAAUAAGGCGUCUUUCUGCAAUUUGGAUCACCAUACUUUUUACUACUAAUUCAAAUAUAAAAUAAACCCAAUAAUAAUAAUGAUUAAAUAUAUCUUAAUUGGGAUCAAGUUCAAGGCACAGUUUUAUUAUUAUAGAGAAAAAAGGAAAUCAUUUUUAAAAAUGUGAAUUUCCUGGAUAAAGGGUUUUCGGAUAAUGGAUCACAUACCUGUACAUUUUUCCCACCCAAUAUUGCGAUAUUUACAUAAACCCAUGUGGGGUUCACUCCACGCGCACAGUAUAUUCUAUUUGAAUUUAAAUCUAUUUAUAUUAAAAUUGUUUGUGGUUAUUCUGUAA
Messenger RNA from Xenopus tropicalis (tropical clawed frog), 2088 nucleotides. It is a transcript of the gene abhd15, whose product is annotated as abhydrolase domain containing 15. Bases 23 to 1348 code for a protein of 441 amino acids. The transcript is spliced from 3 exons. Lineage: Eukaryota; Metazoa; Chordata; Amphibia; Anura; Pipidae. The record is from RefSeq and is a predicted model, not a curated record. Gene Ontology annotation, cellular component: extracellular region.